AUAAUAAUAGCCUAUCCCUUGAUUUCACAAACAAUCCAAUAUUCCAAUGGCAACCAUUCUCCACCCCUCAUCUUUCCUUUCCUCCUCCUCCUCCUCCUCCACUACCACCACCACUACCACCACAAAACCACCAAUUCCACCACCCUUUUCGGGACCCCACGCCACCCUUUCACCACCACCCUCUAAACCACUUCUAAUCAAAUUAACCACCACCUUAACAGCCACAGCAUUAGCAACCACAAUAUUAACAACCACUUCCCCGUCACUAGCAGACUCUCCCACAACCUACCACAUUUACUAUGGCACAGCAGCUAGCGCCGCCAACUACGGCGGCUACGGUGGAAACUCCGACAAAAAGGCGUCGGCCGAGUACAUUUACGAUGUCCCGGAUGGAUGGAAAGAGCGGCUGGUGUCAAAAGUUGAGAAGGGAACAAAUGGUACGGACAGUGAGUUUUAUAACCCAAAGAAGAAGACAGAGAAAGAAUACCUUACUUAUCUUGCAGGGUUUAGGCAAUUAGCACCUAAAGAUGCUGUCUUGAAUAAUUUGGCUUUAUCAGAUGUGAAUUUGCAAGACAUCAUUGCUAAUGCUGAUAGUGUUACAUCAGAAGAGAGGAAAGACGAAAAUGGGCAAUUGUAUUAUGACUAUGAAAUUGAUGGAGUUACUGCACAUAGCUUGAUAACUGUUACUUGUGCUAAGAACAAGCUGUAUGCUCAUUUUGUCAAUGCGCCAGCGCCAGAAUGGAAGAAGGAUCAAGACACCCUGAGGCACAUCCAUCAGUCUUUUAAAACUGUUGGGUAAUAUAGGAUUGUUUUUUCUUAUUUGCACUAUGUAUUUGCAUUUGGCAUUUGACUAAAGAGGAAGAGUUUUGGAAUAUGUAAUAAGUGGACAAUACCAAUAAAGAGAUCUCCAUGUUCCUAGCUUUUCUGGGAUGCGUGUUUGACAA
Nicotiana attenuata is the source of this 944-nucleotide messenger RNA. RefSeq names its product thylakoid lumenal 19 kDa protein, chloroplastic. Bases 47 to 799 code for a protein of 250 amino acids. NCBI's taxonomy places the organism in Eukaryota, Viridiplantae, Streptophyta, Magnoliopsida, Solanales, Solanaceae. The transcript has a single exon. The record is from RefSeq and is a predicted model, not a curated record.